AUGGACGAUUCACUUUACGAUGAAUUCGGUAACUACCUUGGACCAGAGUUACCUGAUUCUGAUGAGGAAGAAAUUGCCCCUCAGCCUAUGCAAGACGUUGAAGAUCUAUAUGAAGAAGGGGAGGAAGAAACUAGUGGCCCGAGUAUGGCGCUUAUGGAAGUAGAUGAUGUUCCUCAGACUCAAGUUGUUCUUCAUGAAGAUAAAAAAUAUUACCCGAGUGCCGAAGAAGUCUAUGGUCCUGAAGUGGAAACUUUGGUUCAGGAAGAAGAUACUCAACCUUUAUCUGAACCUAUAAUUAAACCAAUAAAAAUCAAAAAAUUUCAACUCGUAGAAAAAAACCUUCCAGAAACAAGAUUUAAAAAAGAAUUUUUGGUGGAUAUGAUGAAUUUUCCUGAAUUGAUCAGAAAUGUCGCCAUUAUCGGUCAUCUACAUCAUGGUAAAACUUCUUUUGUCGAUAUGUUGGUUAACGAGACCCAUUCUUCAGUUGCAUGGGACGUGGAUAAGCAGGAACGUUAUACAGAUACUCAUACGUUAGAAAGAGAUAGAGGUGUUAGUAUCAAGAGUAUGCCGAUGACCCUCGUCUUACAAGACACAAAAUCUAAAUCUUACUUAUUCAAUAUUAUGGAUACACCGGGUCACGUUGAUUUUGUGGAUGAGGUUACUGCUGCGCUUCGACUUUCUGAUGGUGCAGUUAUCGUAGUAGACGCGAUCGAAGGGGUUAUGGCCAAUACUGAACGUGUUAUACGGCACGUUAUACAAGAAAAUUUAGCAUUUUCAUUAGUAGUAAACAAAGUAGAUAGAUUGAUUUUGGAAUUAAAAUUACCACCAAAUGAUGCUUAUUAUAAGUUAAAACAUACCAUUGAAGAAGUUAAUUUUAUCAUCAGUCAACACGCACAAGAUCGUGAUCUUCGCGUAUCUCCUGAACGCGGAAAUGUUUGUUUCGCGUCCAGUCAGAUGGGCUGGUGUUUUUCAUUAAAAUCAUUUGCAAAAAUAUAUUCUGAUACAUACGGCGAUAUAAGUGCUGAUGAUUUUGCAAAACGUUUAUGGGGUGAUAUUCAUUAUAAUCCCACAAAGAAAUCCUUUAGUAGAAAAGGCUUGGAAACUAAAAGCCAACGUUCUUUUGUGCAUUUCAUUCUGGAGCCUUUGUACAAAAUUUACUCUCAGGUAAUAGGAGAAGAUGAAGCGACUUUAAAAAAAACCUUAGCUUCUCUAGGUAUCUAUCUGAAGGCUUCUCACUUUCAAUUAGAUGUUAAACCAUUAUUACGGAUAGUAUUGGAUCAGUUCUUUGGUCCAGCAACUGGGUUUGCCGAUAUGGUUGUUCAACAUAUUCCGUCACCAGGAGAAAAUGCCAUUAAAAAGAUAGAACACACAUACACUGGACCGAUGGAUACAGAGGUGGCAGAGGCCAUGCGUAAAUGCGAUUCAGAUGGUCCCUUAAUGAUUUAUGUGACAAAGCUAUAUAAUUCAUCUGACGCGUCAACUUUUGACGCGUUCGGCCGUAUUCUGAGUGGAUCUGUUAGAAAAGGUCAAAUUGUAAGAGUCCUUGGAGAAGGAUAUUCAAUUGAUGAUGAAGAGGAUAUGACUAUACAAGAAAUUACGGAUGUUUGGAUUUUUGAAUCUAGAUAUAGAAUUGGAGUGGAGGGUGUACCUGCGGGAAAUUGGGUACUUUUGGGUGGCGUUGAUAAUUCAAUCGUGAAAACUGCAACGAUUACUGAAAACUCUGAUGACGAAGGGCACAAAUAUAUAUUUAGGCCUUUAUCAUUUGUUACAACUGCUGUGCUUAAAGUAGCUGUUGAACCAGUCAACCCUUCUGAAUUGCCUAAAAUGUUGGAUGGAUUACGAAAAAUUAAUAAAAGCUAUCCUAUAUUAAUAACAAAGGUUGAAGAGUCUGGUGAGCAUAUUAUUCUCGGCACAGGUGAAUUGUACCUGGACUGUGUUUUACAUGAUCUUCGAAGAAUGUAUGCUGAAAUAGAACUUAAGGUUUCGGAUCCUGUGGUUCGAUUCUGUGAAACCGUUGUGGAAACAUCGGCUUUAAAGUGUUUUGCUGAAACUCCAAAUAAAAAAAAUAAAUUGACCAUGAUAUCUGAGCCGUUAGAAAAAGGUAUCGCUGAAGACAUUGAAGCCGGUAGAGUAAGCUUAAAGUGGAAUGUUAAGAAUGUUGCAAAAUUCUUUGAAGAAAAGUAUUCUUGGGAUGUGUUGGCAUCUCAUUCAAUAUGGGCAUUCGGACCUGAUGAGAACGGUCCAAAUAUCUUGAUAGAUGAUACCUUACCCGCAGAGGUGAACAAAGGUCUUAUGAAACUUGUUCGAGAUUCAAUACGACAAGGUUUCCAAUGGGGCACUCGAGAGGGACCUCUGUGUGAUGAACGUAAGAUAUUAGAUGCCGUUAUUGCACCCGAACCUUUAUUCCGUGGUGGUGGUCAAAUAAUUCCUACAGCAAGACGCGUUUGCUAUUCUGCAUUUCUUACGGCAACACCAAGAUUAAUGGAACCAGUAUAUUAUGUUGAAAUUCAAGCACCAGCUGAUUGUGUUUCAGCCGUGUAUACAGUUUUGGCCAGGAGGAGAGGACAUGUCACGCAGGAUAUUCCAAAGGCGGGCUCUCCGUUAUAUACUGUCAAAGCUUAUAUUCCUGUAAUCGAGGCGAAUGGAUUUGAAACAGAUUUAAGAACUCAUACACAAGGACAGGCAUUUUGUCAGCAGAUGUUUGAUCACUGGCAGAUUGUUCCUGGUGAUCCGUUAGAUAAAAGUAUUGUUCUAAGACCUUUGGAACCUAGUCCGGCACAACAUUUAGCUAGGGACUUUAUGGUAAAAACUCGAAGACGUAAGGGAUUGUCCGAAGACGUUUCCGUUAACAAGUUUUUCGAUGAUCCAUUGUUACUAGCCAUGGCGCAGUCUGAUGUUCUUGGUGGAUAUACACUUUGA
Molecule: messenger RNA, 2919 nt
Organism: Dentiscutata erythropus
Lineage: Eukaryota; Fungi; Glomeromycota; Glomeromycetes; Diversisporales; Gigasporaceae
Source: the annotation of a GenBank genome assembly